AGGCUUCUGAUUCAACCAACGUGUUGCUUUGCUAGCGAACAAAAAGUUGAGUCUUUGAAGCUCUUUAGACCAAUCGUGUGUAUAUUACUCUUAGUGUUUUGAAUAUAAUUAUGUUUAUCCAUCUACUAGUUCAUUUUAACGUCAUUUGCUCGUUAAAUUAGCAAAUGUGUUACUAAAUUGAUAUUGCAUUCGGCUAAUCGACCGGAGCAUGAGCUCACAAAGCUCGACCGAGAAAGAAGCUCUGGUGAAAGGAGAGGAAGAAGCUUUCAGGAUGAAAAGGGAGGAAGAGGACGCUAUCACAUUGAAAGAAGAAGAGGAUGAUAUUACAGUGAAAGAGGAAGAUGGGAAAGAUGUUGUCAAAGUUGAAGGGGAGGAGGUAGAAGCUUUCAGAAUAAAAAACGAGGAAGAUGCCAUAACAUUGAAAGAAGAGAAUGUAGUGAAAGAAGAGGAAGAACCUUUUAGAGUAAAAGAGAAAGAGGAGGCUAUCUCAAUAAAAAAGGAGGAAGACGUUUUGGGAGUGAAAGUGGAGGAGGCUGAAGAUCAGAUUACCACCAGAGAGAGACGUGACUAUGGUGGAUCCUCUGGGGAGCAUCAACAACAUCCUGAUGCUGACGAGGCAGAGAAGAGUCUCUCCAGAUCAGAGCACCAGAUGGUACAGGACAACGCUAGCCCUUCCUCCCUCCUGGAGUCCCCGUGUCGUACCUCUCCCAGUAGCGCCUUACUGCUGGGUAUGAAGAGGUUGUCUGUGCUGCUGGUGGACUGCAGGAAAUCAACGGGGCUGAGUGGAACUGUGAGAGGACGACAAGAGAAGAAAGGAUCAGAUUUGACACAUCAAAGAGAAAGACCAGACUCAGAGGAACCAGAGCCAGGGAUGUCCAAACCAGCAAGAAGACACCAGUGCUCUUACUGUGGAAAGGGUUGUAACAGGUUAGGGGCCCUGAAACACCAUGAGCUAGUACCUUCAGGGGAGACGCCUUACCACUGCUCCAACUGUGGCAAGUGUUUUAACCUGUUAGGGACCCUGAAACAACAUGGGCUUGUAGACACAAGGGAGAAGCCUCACCACUGCUCCCACUGUGGCAAGUGUUUUAAGUGUUUAGGGAACCUGAAACGACACGGGCUAGUACACACAGGGGAGAAGCCAUACCACUGCUCCCGGUGUGGAAAGUUUUUCAGUCGGUCAGAAAUGCUGAAAGCCCACAAGCUCGUACAUACAGGGGAGAAGCCUUACCACUGCUCCCAGUGUAGAAAGUGUUUCAGCCAGUCAGGGCAUCUGAAAUACCACGAAAGAAUACACACAGGGGAGAAGCCUUACCACUGCUCCCAGUGUGGAAAGUGUUUCAGCCAGUCAGGGAAUCUGAAAUACCACGAAAGAAUACAUACAGGGGAGAAGCCUUACCACUGCUCCCAGUGUGGCAAGUGUUUUAACAGGUCUGGGAACCUGAAACAACAUGAGAGAAUACACGCACGAAAGAAGCCUUACCACUGCUCCCAGUGUGGCAAGUGUUUUAACCGGUCUGGGAACCUGAAACAACAUGAGAGAAUACACGCACUGAAAAAACAUGAAAGAGAAGCCUUACCACUGCUCCCAGUGUGGAAGGAGUUUUACCAUAAAAACAGCCUGAACCAACAUGAGAAAAUACACAGAUGGAAGAUGCAUUACCACUCCUCCCAGGGUGCAAAGCUUUUGCCCAUUUAG
Messenger RNA from Oncorhynchus masou masou (cherry salmon), 1699 nucleotides. RefSeq names its product zinc finger protein 568-like. NCBI's taxonomy places the organism in Eukaryota, Metazoa, Chordata, Actinopteri, Salmoniformes, Salmonidae. The transcript is spliced from 4 exons. The record is from RefSeq and is a predicted model, not a curated record. Bases 209 to 1699 code for a protein of 496 amino acids.